GGCCCCCUUCAUUUUAUGUCCUCACAAAUUCAGAAAAUAGCUUCUGUUGUAUGUAUAAAUAGCGCAAUCAUAGAGCACAUAUCUAUUCAAAUUCAAAGAUAAUUAUUUGCAGAAUUCUCCUCUAUUCGCAUCUCUACUCUAAUCAUCCUCAGAAUGGGAACUGUUGGUGAAACCACGUACGGGGAAUACACCUACCAAGAGCUGGAGAGGGAGCCCUACUGGCCCUCGGAGAAGCUCCGGAUUUCAAUAACAGGAGCUGGUGGGUUUAUUGCUUCUCAUAUUGCUAGGCGUCUGAAGAGCGAGGGCCAUUACAUCAUUGCUUCUGACUGGAAGAAAAAUGAGCAUAUGCCUGAGGACAUGUUCUGUCAUGAGUUCCAUCUCGUGGAUCUGAGGGUGAUGGAUAACUGUUUGAAAGUUACUGAAAAAGUUGAUCAUGUGUUCAAUCUUGCUGCUGAUAUGGGCGGGAUGGGAUUCAUCCAGUCGAACCACUCGGUCAUCAUGUACAACAACACAAUGAUCAGCUUUAACAUGAUUGAGGCUGCAAGGAUUAAUGGGAUUAAAAGGUUUUUCUAUGCCUCCAGUGCUUGUAUCUAUCCUGAAUUUAAGCAGUUGGAGACGAACGUGAGCUUGAAGGAGGCUGAUGCAUGGCCUGCAGAGCCUCAAGAUGCUUAUGGGCUAGAGAAGUUGGCUACCGAGGAGUUGUGUAAACACUACAACAAGGACUUUGGUAUUGAGUGCCGCAUAGGAAGGUUCCAUAAUAUUUAUGGCCCAUUCGGGACAUGGAAAGGUGGGAGGGAGAAAGCACCAGCUGCUUUCUGUAGGAAAGCACUCACUGCUACUGAUAAAUUUGAGAUGUGGGGAGAUGGAAAGCAAACACGAUCGUUUACCUUCAUUGAUGAAUGUGUUGAGGGUGUUUUAAGAUUAACGAAAUCUGACUUCCGGGAGCCUGUCAAUAUUGGAAGCGAUGAGAUGGUGAGCAUGAACGAGAUGGCUGAGAUUGUGCUGAGCUUUGAUGAUAAGAAGCUCCCAAUCCAUCACAUUCCCGGGCCUGAGGGUGUGCGUGGUCGAAACUCAGACAACACUCUAAUCAAAGAAAAACUUGGUUGGGCACCAUCUAUGAAACUUAAGGAUGGAUUGAGAAUCACAUACUUCUGGAUCAAGGAGCAACUCGAGAAGGAGAAAGCUAAGGGCAUCGACCUCUCCACCUAUGGCUCGUCCAAAGUGGUGGGGACGCAAGCUCCUGUUCAGCUUGGCUCGCUUCGUGCUGCUGAUGGCAAAGAAUGAAGCAGAAGGUGCGAGAAAUCGCCCCACCCCAUUUGUUUCAUUCUCAUUCCGUAUGCUGUAUCCCUUUAGUCGUAUUUCAGGCCCUGAAUCCUCGUUCUUGCCAUUCGAAUUCAGUGCAUUUCUAUCUAAUAAUCCAUGAUAUGCUUGUACUGUUAAGCUGCUACUGGUUUAUUCUUUGUUGUUCAAUGCUAUUGAAUGCCUUUUCUCUGC
Molecule: messenger RNA, 1494 nt
Organism: Salvia hispanica
Lineage: Eukaryota; Viridiplantae; Streptophyta; Magnoliopsida; Lamiales; Lamiaceae
Product: GDP-mannose 3,5-epimerase 2
Molecular function (GO): GDP-mannose 3,5-epimerase activity; NAD binding
Source: RefSeq, a predicted model, not a curated record